AUGAGCUCACAACCCUAUCCGGCCGCACUGCAUCAAUCCAGCACGCAGAGCAGGACCCUGAUCAGCCAAAAUGGCCAAAACACGCCGACGGGUGGCGGUACGCCGAACAGUGGCACAGGAGCACCGGAGCUCGACGUCCGGCAGCAAUUGCUAAAUUAUCAGAAGAUGUUCGAUCAGGCGGCGUAUCCAUUCAUCAACGACGCGUCCGCCUACGAGAAAUUGAGCAAAAUUGGACAGGGAACGUUUGGAGAAGUGUUCAAAGCACGAUGCAAAUCGACGGGUCGAAUGGUGGCACUGAAGAAAAUCCUCAUGGCGAACGAGAAGGAGGGAUUCCCGAUUACGGCGUUGAGAGAGGUGAAGAUGUUGGAACAACUCAAACACCCCAAUAUCAUUGAUUUGAUCGAGGUGUGCAGUGCGAAAAGCUCCGCCCCCGCGACGAAAGACCGUACCACCUUCUACCUGGUCUUCUCAUUCUGUGAACACGACCUGGCUGGUCUUCUAUCGAAUCCAAAAGUCCGGAUGUCCCUUUUGCAUAUCAAAACGAUGAUAAAACAUCUGAUAACGGGACUCAACAAACUGCAUCGAAGCAAAAUUCUACACAGAGACAUGAAGGCGGCGAACGUAUUGAUAUCCAGAGAAGGAGUGCUGAAAUUGGCCGAUUUCGGAUUGGCUAGACCGUUUGUGCAGAGAGAAAACUCGAACGUGCCCCGUGCUCUGUAUACGAAUCGUGUCGUCACCCUAUGGUAUCGCCCACCAGAACUGCUACUCGGCGAUCGAUCAUACGGUACAAAGAUCGACGUGUGGGGUGCUGGAUGUAUUAUGGCCGAAAUGUGGACCCGUCAGCCGAUCAUGCAAGGAGACACCGAACAGAGACAGUUGCAGUUGAUUUCGGCACUUUGUGGAUCCAUUAAUCAGGAGGUAUGGCCAAACUGUGUGAAAAUGCCGCUAUGGAAUGUAAUGUCAUCUGAUACGAACACUCCACUUCCACAGGGCAAAAAACGGGUUUUACGGUCGAAACUACGUCAUUUGAUGCGUCUGGACGGUCCCGAUGGACGAUCACAAUCGGACCCUUACGGCAAGGGUAAACCCAACGAACACUUGCCGGCUGACGACGACGCGAUGAAUCUACUGGAAAGCCUUCUGGCUAUCGAUCCGGAUAAGAGACCGACGGCUGAUGAGGCAGAAGAUGACAUCUGGUUUUAUAAGGAACCACUGCCCAAGGCAAAUGUCCAGGAUUUGAUGGAUACCAUUCCGACAUCCCAAUUCGAGUACACUGUGGGAAAAGGCGCCCACGCCGGCCGCGGCCGCCACCACAACAACCAGCCACGUCCGAAUCAGGCACAACGUCAGUCGAAUGCCAUUCCGGCUGGACAGUAUCGGGAUACGAUUUUUUGA
Messenger RNA from Caenorhabditis briggsae, 1395 nucleotides. It is a transcript of the gene Cbr-cdk-9, whose product is annotated as Protein CBR-CDK-9. The record is from RefSeq and is a predicted model, not a curated record. Gene Ontology annotation, cellular component: nucleus. The coding region runs from base 1 to 1395 and encodes 464 amino acids. Gene Ontology annotation, biological process: protein phosphorylation. The transcript is spliced from 9 exons. Lineage: Eukaryota; Metazoa; Nematoda; Chromadorea; Rhabditida; Rhabditidae. Gene Ontology annotation, molecular function: cyclin-dependent protein serine/threonine kinase activity; ATP binding.